Scophthalmus maximus (turbot) is the source of this 1599-nucleotide messenger RNA. RefSeq names its product UTP3 small subunit processome component (gene utp3). The record is from RefSeq and is a predicted model, not a curated record. The transcript is spliced from 16 exons. NCBI's taxonomy places the organism in Eukaryota, Metazoa, Chordata, Actinopteri, Pleuronectiformes, Scophthalmidae. Gene Ontology annotation, cellular component: nucleolus; small-subunit processome. Gene Ontology annotation, biological process: maturation of SSU-rRNA from tricistronic rRNA transcript (SSU-rRNA, 5.8S rRNA, LSU-rRNA). Bases 165 to 1577 code for a protein of 470 amino acids.
GUAGAAGAAGAAGAAAUCGCGGAAGCACAUGGUCGCCAGUGUAGAAGAAUAUUCAUCUCAACUCAGCGGUGUAUGUACACGUUACUUUAGCUUCAGUCUCCGGACACAAACACAACUUCAUCGUCUGCUUCUCGUCCCGUGUUGUCUGUCGAUUUAUUGCCAUCAUGGUUCGAGCGCAAAGGGGGAAAAAGCUGCAGAGACCAAAGAAGACCGAGCGACAUGAUGAAGAUGACCCUGAAGCCUACAAGAACAUGCCUGUCCCUGAUAAGAAAUCGUCACAGUACACGAAGGACAAGAUCGACGAGUUCCACGAUGAGAAGAUCGCAAAACUUCUCGCCAGUGGUGUUGGAAUGGAGAGUGAUUCGGAGGAAAUAGACGAUGAGGAGGAGGUGAUGGCCUUGGAUGAUUCUGAGGAGGAGGACGAUGAUGAAGAGAUUGAGGAGGAGGGGACAGACAUGGAGAGUGAUCUAGAGGGGAAAAAAGAUGAAGACCUUCCAAAUGAAAUGGCUUGGGGCAAAAAGAAGAAGAUGUUCUACGACUCUGAUUAUGUGACCAUCAAAGGGAAAUCAAAUGAAGAGUUGGAAACUGAGGAACAGGAGGAAGAAGAGGAGGCUAAAAGCAUCCAAAAACGUUUGGCUGCAAAUCUGAGCGAGGAGGAUUAUGAUUUAAACCUUUUUCAGGAAUUUGCUGGGGAAGAUGAGAAGGAUGAAAACACGACCAUUGAAAAGGAGGAGAGGAUUGUGAAAGAUCUGAAGGAGAUGUCUCAGAAGGAAAAAAUGAAACUUCUGAAGAAGGAAUCACCAGAGCUGCUUGAACUUAUUCAAGACUUUAAGGCAAAGAUCACUGAGCUAAAGGACGAGCUGCAGCCCCUAGUGCAGAUGAUCAAGGAUGGAAAGAUCCCACCAGGGAAAGGUGCCGACUAUAUCAAGACAAAACAACAACUUUAUCUCAAUUACUGCACAAAUAUCAGUUUCUACUUGGUGCUCAAAGCAAAACGAAUCCCUGCACACAACCACCCUGUGAUUGAGAGACUGCUCACCUACCGAAACCUCAUCAAUGAACUUGGGGCAGUGGAUGCUCGGCUUGCACCAGAGUUCCGCAGGCUACUAGCUGGUGAGGCGAGAGGAGCGCGAGCAGAGGGCAAGAAGACCAGAGUGUGCGGUAAAAAGGAAAAGGAUUCGGAUGAAACUAUGCCCGAGGUCGAGGAGGACUCCGACUCGGACCUGGACGAGGAAGCGGCUUUGCGUUUUUACAGAGAGACGGAGGAACGGUUGAAAUUGAAGAGAAAGAGCAAAGACCCACAUGCUGAAGAGUUGGCGAAAGUUGGCGAUGUGGAAGACGAGCUGGAUCCAGAUGCAAAGAGAGGAAUCACUUACCAGAUGGCCAAGAACAAGGGCCUAACACCAAAGAGGAAGAAAAUUGACCGUAAUCCCCGAGUCAAGCACAGAGAGAAGUUCAGACGGGCCAAAAUCCGCAGAAAGGGACAGGUCCGUGACGUUCGUCGGGAGGAGACAAGGUACAGCGGAGAGCUGUCCGGUAUUCGUGCUGGUGUCAAGAAGAGCACCAAACUCAAAUAACCGAGGGAGAAUUGAAAAUAUC